AUGGAACUUCGAUCUUCCCAGAGCAAAUCGGCCGAGGCCUACGAGCGGCCGUUCAUCAGUGAACCUGAUGGUGUCGACACAGUGAAAACAGGCGGCACUGCCCACGAUAGGCGGGAUAUGUGGAGAAUUGGAAGGAAGCAAGAAUUGAAUCGUAAUUUUCGCUUCCUCUCAGUUCUUGGUUUUGCGGCAGUGUUGAUGUGUACAUGGGAAGCGGUGCUCUUCGGGAGUUCCUAUGGCUUGACAGAUGGCGGCGUCGGCGGCAUGAUCUACACAUACAUCGGAGCCCUAGUCGGCAACGUAGCAGUUAUCCUCUCCAUGGCAGAAAUGGCGUCCAUGGCGCCCACAUCAGGAGGCCAAUACCACUGGGUCUCCGAGUUUGCCCCGGCCAGUUGCCAGAAAUUCCUUAGCUAUGUCACCGGCUGGCUGUGCGUGCUGGGUUGGCAUACAGGCAUAGCUGGAGGUUCAUAUACAGUGGCUAAUAUGCUGGUUGGGUUGAUCUCGAUCAACUAUCCUGACUCGUAUGAGCCCCAUCGGUGGCAUGGGACGUUGUUCGUCAUUGCUGUCGCCUUGGUGGCGUUCUUUUUCAACACGUUUCUCGCGCAGAAGCUACCGAUCAUCGAGGGGAUUAUUCUGAUCAUCCAUGUCUUUGGAUUUUUUGGGAUCCUGAUCCCGCUGUGGGUGCUUGCGCCGAGGAGGUCUGCGGCAGAUGUCUUUGGUUCCAUCGAGGAUCGGGGAGGAUGGGGCAAUAAUGGGUUGGCGUGUUUGGUUGGACUCGUGGGUCCUGUAUAUGCCUUGAUCGGUCCCGAUUCUGCUGUGCACAUGGCGGAAGAAAUUAGAGACGCAUCCAGAACUCUACCCCUGGCAAUGGUAUGGACACUGGCCAUUAAUGGCAUCACGGGUCUAGUCAUGAUCAUCACCUUUGCCUUCUGCGUGGGAAACAUCGACAAUGUUCUCUCCAGCAAAACCGGAUUCCCAUUUAUCCCGGUAUUUCUGGACACAACGAACUCUGUUGCAGCAACCACCGGCAUGACGGUCAUUAUCAUGAUCAUGCAGUUCUGUUCGGCCGUCAGCAACGUCGCCACAACGUCGAGACAACUCUAUGCCUUUGCCCGGGACGACGGACUGCCGUUCUCCAAGUUUCUAUCCAGCGUCAACCCACGGUUCAAAGUCCCGCUGAACGCACUCUUCACGAGUCUCAUAAUCGUAUCCUUGCUGUCGUUAAUCAAUAUCGGUUCAUCUGUUGCUUUCAAUGCUAUCAUGUCUCUUGGCACGGCGUCGUUGUUGUCCUCGUAUAUCGUUUCGACGUCCUGCGUGUUCCUGAGGCGUUGGCGUCGGCAACCCUUGCCCCCAGCCCGCUGGAGUUUGGGACCAUUCUCUAUUCCGGUGCAGGCUUUUGCCAUUUUGUUCCUGAUUCUAACCUGGAUAUUCUGUUUCUUCCCUCUAGCACGACCAGUCACGGCGGACAAUAUGAACUGGAGCGUUGUUGUCUUCGGAGGAGUGGUGAUUUUGUCGUUGUCUUAUUAUGUUCUUCAUGCAAAGAACGUGUAUACCGGGCCAGUGACGCGGGUGAGGCCGGUGGAUUAA
Molecule: messenger RNA, 1584 nt
Organism: Monascus purpureus
Lineage: Eukaryota; Fungi; Ascomycota; Eurotiomycetes; Eurotiales; Aspergillaceae
Source: the annotation of a GenBank genome assembly